CACUCCUUCCUUCAGAAAAAUUUUAUAUCCUCUGAAGUGGACUGUGGUGUGGUGGGUGGGAUAGUCGUGUGCUGCUAUUUUUGAAUCUUUGCUUUUUGAAGUCGACUGCUGGCAUCUCCUGCGUGCCAUGGGGGGACCGUGGGUACCGCAACCUAUCACCACCACUAGCUCUGUGCUUCUGUGGGUAGCACUGUUGUGUCUAGCUCCAGCCAUCAGGAGUGAUGGUCCUGCAAGGGCAGUAGUGACCCUGGAACCUCCAUGGUUCAAUGUGCUCCAAGGGGACGUUGUGACUUUGACUUGUCAUGGGUUCCAGACUCCUGGACAGGAUUCCAUUGAAUGGCUCCACAAUGGGUUAGCUCUCCCCAUCUACCAGGAAUCCUUUACCAUCCCAGCUGUCAACAUGAAGGACAGUGGGGAAUACCAGUGCCGGACAGAACACACUGCCCUCAGCAACUCUGUGCAACUUCAAGUCUCUACUGAUUGGCUGCUACUCCAAGCAGAAAGAUUAGAAUUCAUAGAAGGUGACACUAUGAUCCUGAGGUGCCACAGUAUGAAGAGCAAACCACUGCACAAAGUCACAUACUACCACAACGACAUAGCCUUAAAGUAUGGUUUUCGGAGUUUUGACUAUAUUGUCUCUCAAGUGAAUCAUGCUCACAGUGGAUCCUACUCCUGUACAGGGGUCAUGGAGCAUGUUUCCCUUGUAUCUGCACCUGUGUUUAUCACUGUCAAAGGUCCUGCAAGGGCAGUAGUGACCCUGGAACCUCCAUGGUUCAAUGUGCUCCGAGAGGACAAUGUGACUUUGACUUGUCAUGGGUUCCAGACUCCUGGAAAGGAUUCCAUUGAAUGGCUCCACAAUGGGUUAGCUCUUCCCAUCUACCAGGACUCCUUUACCAUCCCAGCUAUUAACUUGGAGGACAGUGGGGAAUACCAGUGCCGGACAGAACACACUGCUUUCAGCAACUCUGUGCAACUACAGGUCUCUACUGAUUGGCUGCUACUCCAAGCAGAAAGAUUAGAAUUCAUGAAAGGUGACACUAUGAUCCUGAGGUGCCACAGCUGGAGGAGCAAACCACUGCAAAAAGUCACAUACUACCACAACGACAUAGCCUUAAAGUAUGAUUUUCAGAGUUUCAACUAUAUUGUCUCUCAAGUGAAUCAUACUCACAGUGGAUCCUACUCCUGUAUAGGGGUCAUGGGGCAUGCUUCCCAUAUAUCUGCACCUGUGUUUAUCACUGUCAAAGUGCCAAAUACAGUGUCUGACCCAUAGCAGGCAUUCAAUAAAUGCCUGCUGAGUGAUCAAGCAAAUGACCCUGCCUUGCCAACUUCAAAGAAAAAGCAGAUCCAAACCAUCAGAUCGGAGAUACCUGAGCUUUCUUUCUACCUCCCUCAUCAUUCAAACCAUUCUUCUUACCUGACUCAGAGAAAAUGACCCAGCACCUCCUUUCCAAAAUUAACCCUGUCACCUGUGCUCUCAAUUGCUUCCCCUUGAGAUAUUACUCAUCAUUUCUCUUGUAUCUUUAAUGUCUCUUUCUAUCAAAUCUGUGGGUAUAUGAAAUGAUUUUAGUAUUUUAAUUAAUAAACAAAUAAAUUUCUAGGACAGUAACAAUUGAA
Trichosurus vulpecula (common brushtail) is the source of this 1614-nucleotide messenger RNA. Its product is annotated as low affinity immunoglobulin gamma Fc region receptor II-b-like. The record is from RefSeq and is a predicted model, not a curated record. The transcript has 7 exons. Lineage: Eukaryota; Metazoa; Chordata; Mammalia; Diprotodontia; Phalangeridae. Bases 128 to 1270 code for a protein of 380 amino acids. Gene Ontology annotation, molecular function: transmembrane signaling receptor activity. Gene Ontology annotation, biological process: cell surface receptor signaling pathway.